Messenger RNA from Clunio marinus, 261 nucleotides. NCBI's taxonomy places the organism in Eukaryota, Metazoa, Arthropoda, Insecta, Diptera, Chironomidae. The record is from the annotation of a GenBank genome assembly.
AUGAAGAUAAAGCUGGAGAUAGAAAAUCGUUUAGACUUGGAUGAGUACGAAUUGUUAUUGAACGAAAAGAAUCAACCAGAAAAUAAAAUAAAAAGAAUGAAAACACACAAAGCUGAACUCUGGUUAAAGAAAUGUUGUCUUCCAUUUAUUUUCAUGAUGAAAUACAUUGAGAGUAAAAAACAGCUUCAUGGCUACAUCUUAAGAAAAGCUUUUAAAUCAGAGCUCAUUUGUAAAGAUAACACCGCGGAAAAUGUUUCAUGA